UUCCAUUUUACUUGUUCCUUCCGCCGUGACUAGGGUUUCUACUUUUUAGUUUCUGCGACUUGCAAGAGCGGUUUUUUAGUAUUCGUUCCCCCGCUCUGCAGGUCUCUUUUCUCUCUUUCUCCUCCUUUAGUCUUCUCCUGUAUCUUUUCGGCGGCUGAAACCCUAAUCUAAUUUGGUUGUUUAUUUCACUUCUUCGAUUUAUUUUUUCCCUUUUUUAUUCAUCCAUUUGGUGAAACCCUAACCAAAACCCUAGUUUUAUUCAGGAGAAGAGAAAGUUACUUUUCUUGCUCCUAUUUAUCUUUGAUUGGUUAUUCUUAGACCUCAUUCUCUGUUUAGUGGUUUUGGGGUGUCUUUCCAUCAGUUUAUAGCAAUGCAAGAUCCUGGAUCUCAAGACAUCGUUUCAGAUGAUGGAGCGCAGCCUAACGAAGACAGUGUAGCAGAGAAAUCUCCAGCGGAUGAACCGGAGGGUGAGAAUUUGGACGACGAGCCUGUUCUUGACGUGUCGGGUAAAACGUGGGAGCUUUCUCUCUUUGAUUCUUCCAAGAAUUCAAUAAGGGGAUUGUAUUUGUACAGAAACGUUUUUAACUUAAUUCCUCGAGCGCUUGGAGGGCUCGAGCGCUUGAAGACCCUGAAAUUCUUUGCAAAUGAAAUUAAUUUGUUUCCGUCCGAGGCCGAGAAUUUGGUUGAGUUGGAAUGCUUGCAAGUAAAAAUAUCAUCACCUGGACUGUCAGGUCUGCCGCUGCAUAAGUUGAAAGCUUUGAAGGAGCUGGAGCUCUGUAAAGUUCCCCCGCGCCCAUCGUCAUUUCCUAUUCUGAGCGAGGUUGCUGGCCUGACUUCCUUGACUAAGCUAUCUUUUUGCCACUUUUCUAUAAGAUACCUUCCUCCGGAGAUUAGCUGUCUUAGUAAGCUGGAAUACUUAGAUCUUUCAUUCAAUAAACUGAAGAGUUUACCUAAUGAGGUCACUUUCUUAAGUGCUUUGAAAUCACUGAAAGUUGCGAACAAUAAAUUGGUGGAAUUGCCCUUAGGGUUGUCUUGCUUGCAACGUCUUGAAAUCCUGGAUCUGUCUAAUAAUCGGUUGACUUCAUUGGGCUCUCUCAAUCUUGCCUCGAUGCACACCCUCCAGAAAUUAAAUCUUCAGUACAAUAAGCUUCUUGAUUAUUGUCAAAUUCCUUCAUGGAUAUGCUGCAAUUUGGAAGGGAAUGGAAAAGACACAUCCAAUGAUGAAUUCAUCAGCUCUUCAGUUGAGGUAGAUGCAUUUGAUGCUGCUAUCAAGAAGGUUGAUGCAAGUAGUUCUUGUAAUGGUUCAUCUGGUACCUCUUCCAGUAUGUUGUCUGAGGUCUCAUCAAAUGGUAGAUGUUCUGCUUCACGAAGGACGAGAAAAGGGUCAAAUUGGCGUGAUUGUUUGCAACAGAGAGCUCGCCAGGAGCGUUUAAACAAUAGUAGGAAGCUGAGAGUUGAAGAUCAUGACCAGAUAAUGACUACAGAGGUUGCUAUGAAACGCAAACCGUGCGAACUACAUGUGGUUGCCUCUGAUUCUAUUGCUGAGUGUGCAUCAAACAUUGUAAAAGAUAUUGAUGAAGAGAACACAAGGAGAGUUGCUAAGGAAAUCAGUUCAAGUAAGGGGCCUUCUGGAGAUAACUGCUCGUGCAUUGACUUUGAUGGUCAAGAUGAGGACUCAUCAUCAGAGGUAUCCAUAAACAUUUCAAAGCCAAAAAGGCAUUCAGAUAGGGAUCUUGACAAUCCUAAACCUAGCAAAUCUAGGAGACCUUUCCCUGAUCACUCAAAUUUGUCCUGCAAAUAUAGCAGCAUAUCAUUCUGUAGCAUUGAUGAUCGUCUACCAGAUGGUUUUUAUGAUGCAGGGCGUGAUCGCCCUUUCAUGCCACUGGAGAAUUAUGAGCAGGCUCUAUGUCUUGAUUCACGGGAAGUAAUUCUUGUGGACAGAGAAAGAGAUGAGGAGUUAGAUGCAAUUCUAUUGUCUGCUCAGGCAUUGGUGUCUCGUUUUAAGCAGACAAGUGGUUCGGUUGAGGACAGGGAUCAUGAUGCUGUUGAUAACUUGCGGGUAGCAUCAUGGCUUGCUCUAUUUGUCUCAAGUUGUUUUGGCGGUAGUGAUAGAAGUUCUAUCAUUGAGAAGGCACGGAAAUCUGUAUCUGGUUCAAAUUAUCAGAAGCCAUUUGUAUGUACCUGCUCAUCUGGGAAUAGUGAUGAUAAUAGGACACCAAUCAAACACGCUUCAGCAACGUCAGAUUGUAAUUUCAUUGAACUUUGUGAGAAAUCUCUUCGAUUUAUCAAAGAAACACGGAAUUCCAACAUUGUUCCUAUUGGGACUCUGCGUUUUGGUGUUUGUAGACAUAGGGCAGUGCUUAUGAAGUAUCUAUGUGAUCGGGUGGAGCCUCCCAUUCCUUGUGAGCUUGUCAGAGGCUAUCUGGAUUUCAUGCCACAUGCAUGGAAUGCCAUUAUUGCCAAGAAGGGUGAUUCAGUGGUGCGUAUGGUUGUUGAUGCAUGCCAUCCAACUGAUAUAAGAGAGGAAACAGACCCAGAAUAUUUCUGCAGGUAUAUUCCUCUGAGUCGGCUACAUGAUCCUCUGGAUAGCAAAAUGAUUGAUGACUUGAAUUGCUCUCUCCCUUCUCUGUCGUCACGUGAUGAAGUUGAAAAAAAAGCACAAACUUCUCUUAUCCAGUGUAAAUUUGGAUCAGUUGAGGCUGCAGCAAAGGUUCGUACUUUAGAAGCAUGCGAGGAAUCAGUGGAAGAUGUGAGAAAUUUCGAGUACACUUGCUUAGGAGAGCUUAGGAUGUUAAGGGUUCUAAACAAACAUCCCUGCAUUGUAGAAAUUUAUGGACACCAAAUCUCUUCCAAGUGGGUUUCUCCAUUAAAUGGAAGUAAAGAGUAUCGUCUAUUACAGUCUGCAAUUGUGAUGGAGUACAUAAAAGGUGGUUCCUUAAAGAGUUAUAUGGAGAACCUAUCAAAAGAUGGUAAGAAACAUGUCCCUAUGGAGUUGGCAUUGUUUAUUGCUCGGGAUGUUGCAUGCGCCUUGGUAGAAUUGCAUUCUAAGCAUAUUAUUCAUCGAGAUAUCAAAAGUGAAAACAUCCUGGUUGAUUUGGAUAACAAGAGAGCUGAUGGCAGUCCAAUUGUCAAGUUAUGUGAUUUUGACAGAGCAGUUCCUCUUCGGUCUUUCUUACACACAUGCUGUCUUGCUCAUGUUGGAAUUCCUCCUCCUGAUGUUUGUGUUGGAACACCUCGCUGGAUGGCUCCUGAGGUCCUUCAGGCAAUGCACAGACGGAAAUUAUAUGGACUGGAAGUGGAUAUUUGGUCAUAUGGGUGCUUGCUCUUGGAACUUUUGACGCUGCAAGUUCCUUAUGCAGGGUUGCCAGAUUCUGAAAUUCAUGGCCUACUUCAGAGGGGCAAACGACCCCGACUUGCAGAUGAACUGGAGUCACUGAGAUCUUCAGAUGAGCGGCAAACAAGUAGAUUGAGCUCAUCUUCUGAGUGUCCAGAAGGUGAACAAGAAACAAUGAGACUCCUUGUGGACAUCUUCCAUCAGUGCACCAAAGGGGAUCCUGGUGAUCGUCCAAAUGCAAGGCAUAUAUAUGACAUGUUGCAUGCUCAUUCCAUCUCUUUAACCAAUUCAACUAGCUAGGAGAAAAAGUAAUUGACUUGACUUACUGAUCUGGUCCUGUUGGUAAUCCAUUCCUGUCCAAAAUUUUGUAGCUCCUUACAUCUAGGGUGCUUCAAGUGUUAUAGGAUGCUGGCCUCGUUACUUAUCCCAGAUUCGGCCUCAACAUAGUGGCCCCAGUUGGGCUUCUUAGCCCCACGUCCCCCCUCUUUUCUCCUAUAAGUUCUGAGCGGUGAGCACUAGCUUAUUUAUCCUGUCUAACUUGGGUGGGCGGGAGUUCUUUUCUUUUUCUUUUUUUUUUGUUCUUUUCCUGUUCUGUGUCAUAAUUCUAUGUAGUUCGAGUUCCUCAUUCAACAAGUACUCCCUGUUGUACUGUAAUUGACGAUUGUAAUUGCAAUGUGACUGAUCAAAAUUUCCGAUCAGAUGUGGCACAUAAACAUUUUAAUACAUAGGGAUGAAGUGAUAGCAUAGCACUCAUUGUAGGUUAAGGGAUUUGACUAUGAUGAGAAGGUGUGUAUGUAGGGAAUUGUAUUCUGCAUCCUCUCUUCAAUUUAUCAUGCAGUUGUGCUCAAUGUCAAUGCUCACUCUUGGGAUCUAUUUCAAGGAA
This is a messenger RNA of Nelumbo nucifera (sacred lotus), 4217 nucleotides long. Its product is annotated as Leucine-rich repeat protein kinase family protein. Gene Ontology annotation, biological process: protein phosphorylation. NCBI's taxonomy places the organism in Eukaryota, Viridiplantae, Streptophyta, Magnoliopsida, Proteales, Nelumbonaceae. The record is from RefSeq and is a predicted model, not a curated record. Gene Ontology annotation, molecular function: ATP binding; protein binding; protein serine/threonine kinase activity.